AUGCACCCAAUAAUACCACAACCAAAUUGCAAUGAUGUUGCGAUUCUGAAAGGUGACGUCACAGGACAAUACACACUGAUGAUAGGUGACAGAAAUGCUACUGUGCGGUGCGACAUGGAUACAGACGGGGGAAAAUGGAUUGUUAUACAACGUAGAGUGGACGGCUCUGUCAGUUUCUACCGGAACUGGAGUGAUUAUAAGGUCGGGUUUGGUAGCCCUACUGGAGAAUAUUGGUUAGGGCUAGACAACAUCCAUACUCUUACUUCUCAGGGUGAAUACGUCCUUCGAAUAGAUAUGGAGUACAACUCCCAAGUCUAUUAUACAGUGUAUUCGGAUUUUACAAUAGCAUCCGAGUCAGACAAUUACCGAAUGAAUUACGCAAACUUUCUAGAGGGAAAUACAGGAAACGCUCUGAGCUGGCACAAUGGUCGACCAUUUACGACACGUGACCGCGAUAACGACGGGAAUAGCGGAAGCUAUGGCAACCCAAACUGCGCAGUCGCAUUCUACGGAGCUUGGUGGUACGCUGGGUGUCACAACUCCAAUCUUAACGGGCAUUAUGGGAAUACGUCUUUUGGUAAAGGCAUCAACUGGAAUCACGUUACUGGUUACUACGCAUCGCUGUCAAAAGUGGAAAUGAAAAUAAAAAAGCAAUAACAAGGGUCGUGAAUAGAUAAACAAGAGGCCUAGGGCCCACAACUCUA
Messenger RNA from Saccostrea cuccullata (small rock oyster), 704 nucleotides. RefSeq names its product ficolin-2-like. The transcript has 5 exons. The record is from RefSeq and is a predicted model, not a curated record. Bases 1 to 657 code for a protein of 218 amino acids. Lineage: Eukaryota; Metazoa; Mollusca; Bivalvia; Ostreida; Ostreidae.